Messenger RNA from Cricetulus griseus (Chinese hamster), 1354 nucleotides. NCBI's taxonomy places the organism in Eukaryota, Metazoa, Chordata, Mammalia, Rodentia, Cricetidae. The record is from RefSeq and is a predicted model, not a curated record.
AGGAGACUAAGGCUGUGCUCCCGCUUCGUCACCACCCUCCCGCCCCCGAUCUUCGUGGCUCCUUGAGCACCCUUGCCAGUGGCCCCAGCUGAGGGGCCUUUCUGCCAGACUCUCACCAAACUUGUCCGCCUUGGGCUUAGGAGCCUUCAUUCUAGGGAAUCCUCUGGAGCGGGUGAACUAAGAACUAGCAGCUCCCCCUCCCCCUGCGCCCCGCCUCUCUCUCCUGCCUUCUUUUUUGGGGAGGAGCUCUCCGCGAUCUGGAGAGUUCCCGAGGGUCACCCGCCGCAUUGCGCUCGCUCUUGCGUCUCGCCUUCACCUGGAUAUAAUUUGCGAGCGAAGCUGCCCCCAGGAUGACCACGCUGGCCGGCGCUGUGCCCAGGAUGAUGCGGCCCGGCCCGGGGCAGAAUUACCCACGCAGCGGCUUCCCGCUGGAAGUAUCCACCCCCCUCGGCCAGGGCCGGGUCAACCAGCUCGGAGGAGUAUUUAUCAACGGCAGGCCUCUGCCCAACCACAUCCGCCACAAGAUCGUGGAGAUGGCCCACCACGGCAUUCGGCCUUGCGUCAUCUCUCGCCAGCUGCGCGUGUCCCACGGUUGCGUCUCUAAGAUCCUGUGCAGGUACCAAGAGACAGGCUCCAUCCGUCCUGGUGCCAUUGGAGGCAGCAAGCCCAAGGUGACAACGCCUGACGUGGAGAAGAAAAUUGAGGAAUACAAAAGAGAGAACCCGGGCAUGUUCAGCUGGGAAAUCAGAGACAAAUUACUCAAGGACGCUGUCUGUGAUCGGAACACUGUGCCGUCAGUGAGUUCCAUCAGCCGAAUCCUGAGGAGUAAAUUUGGAAAAGGAGAAGAGGAGGAGGCGGAUCUAGAGAGGAAGGAAGCAGAGGAAAGCGAGAAAAAGGCUAAACACAGCAUCGACGGCAUCCUGAGCGAGCGAGGUAAGGGGCCCCAGAGGGCCGUGCGCUCCUACAGGGCGAGCGCUGGUUCUAAGACUUGUGGGUCUGCGCAACCGCAGACCGGCUCUGGCUCAUCUCAAAGCUCAACUCCGGCCUUGGUCACAGCUACUGCUCUCGGGAAGGACAUUCAAGUCAAAGACCAGAGAGGUACUUGGAGUUAAACAAAAGUCUUCUUCAUUUCAAUCUUUAUUUUAUUUUCCUGGCGCUCAAAUCCCGGACCAUACACUCAGCAAGUGCUGUACCUCUGAGCCACACUCCAAUAAUACUAACUCUAAGUUAUUGGGAGUUUUAUUCUCCAACAUUUCUAGUUCCUUGGAGUUGAGAAGUUUGAAAUGUGUUGCAGGUGGAUUCUUCCUAAAUGGAAGCUAAUCUUCUCUGAAAAAAAAAAAAAAAAUGAAACGGG